Messenger RNA from Teleopsis dalmanni, 984 nucleotides. RefSeq names its product transcription factor Sp5-like. Gene Ontology annotation, biological process: regulation of transcription by RNA polymerase II. The record is from RefSeq and is a predicted model, not a curated record. NCBI's taxonomy places the organism in Eukaryota, Metazoa, Arthropoda, Insecta, Diptera, Diopsidae. Gene Ontology annotation, molecular function: DNA-binding transcription factor activity, RNA polymerase II-specific; RNA polymerase II cis-regulatory region sequence-specific DNA binding. The coding region runs from base 1 to 960 and encodes 319 amino acids. The transcript has 2 exons.
AUGUCAAACUUUAAUAUGCAUCCUCCGCAAACUUAUUCACGUUUAUUCCGUCCAUGGGAUACAAAUAGAAAUACCUCCACUGAUUCAGAUACAAAUAAUGAAAAUAAUAUUAAAACUGAAUGCAGUACAGCUGAAACGAUGCCAUGCGCAACUUCACAGAAUCAUUUUAGUAUUCCUUAUAAUGGCAACGAUAGCGACCGUGAGUGUGCUUCCAGUGAUAGUAGUAAAAACAGCUAUGAAGAUGGGCUUAAUAAUAGUUUUGCGCAACAGCCGAAUGAACAAAAUAGUGUAUUAUACUCCAUGGGAGAAGAGCCUUCAUCUUCAGCUGAAAAUUCAUCGUACGGAUAUAGCUCACGGAUAUAUGGCCCGACGUACGAUCAUCAUCAUCAGUUUCAUCAAAUGAUGGCCAAUACGCCAGUACACCAUGAAUUUUAUUAUGUCGCAGCUGCGGCCGCCGCAGCUGCCGCUGCAGUAAAUGUCAACAAUACUCUUCCUGUUCCAACUUCAACCCAUCCACCAUUACCACCAACUGGUACUCUUGGAGUGGAAUAUACUUUAAGUGUUAUGGAACAAGAAUAUGCCCGAAUUGUAGCUGAAGAGGCACAGCUUAAAGUUAUGAAUUCUAGAAAACAACGUCCGAAAAAAUUUAAAUGCCCACAUUGCGAUGUGGCGUUUUCCAAUAAUGGUCAAUUGAAAGGACACAUACGCAUACAUACCGGUGAAAGACCAUUUAAAUGCGAUGUUGAAACAUGUGGCAAAACCUUCACCCGAAAUGAAGAGCUUACACGUCAUAAACGCAUACACACUGGCUUGCGUCCUUAUCCUUGCACCGCUUGUGGCAAGAAAUUCGGUCGCCGCGAUCACCUGAAGAAACAUAUGAAAACUCACAUGCCACAGGAACGUCACUUAGGUCCUGCAAUAUUUGUACCUAUGUAUCCUCCAUAUGUGUAUGGAUACUAGUAGAUAAAUACGAUGAUUGUCGCC